CUCGUUGAGGUGGAAGAGCGCGCGAGUUGACCCUUGCAAAGGAACUCCGAGUGUUGCCCAAGAGGAUGUUUCUGUGUUAAGCAUAGCGAGCACCUCAGCCAUGAUGAAGGAGCGCAACUGUGAAGCUUUCUUGGGCUUAUAGAUCAUGACAAGUGAAUCAAUUCAUACGCAUCAGUGGCACAGCGUGCAUCGUAUGAAACACUUUCCAGGGCGCUUGCCAUCCGCCCUGCCAGAUCUUUGGGCCCAGCAAGGCAGACACAUGAGGCAGGAGUCCGUCCAGCGCAUUGCUGAAUGAAGCAUUUGUAGGGAUGCCCGGCAGACGCAUGUUGGGCUGCUGUCUCAGUGCUUGGGCCCCAGACCCAACUUCCACCAACCGACCUCAAGCAGCAGAAGAAUGCUGAUGCAGAUGUAAGUUACACAACACAAGUAAUGCAAGGACUGCUUCCUUACAGCGGCCGUUGCCAGUCGAAUGUUUCGCACUCCAUCUGAGCUUUGGCUUCACUAUGCUUGCAGAGGCUAAGGAGCAAAGUUUUGCCCUUGACAUGCUGGCUUGCGCAGCCAAGCGCGCUAUGUCAGUUGUUGAGACACAUGACCAUUCCACCGACUCUGCCUUGUUGGCUGCCUGGUUAGCUCGCAGUGCCUUCGCAAUGUUGCAUAUAGGUACUUUAGGACCUCGUGGUAAAUUUGCGAGGUUCCCUUUAGGUCAUAGUGCAAGCGCUCGUUUUCACUGCGCACCGAGCAAAAGUACAGCGCGGGCAGCUGCUCCGAAGCCAACAUCCCCACGCGCCAAGGUGAACGUGGCUGUGCUUCCAACAGCAAAUCUAUUUGCGCUUACGACCCGUCGAGCACGGCGCGAGGGGCAGGUGUCAUCGACGCAAGCAGAUGCGAACACACUAUUACGUCAUUAGAAGCGCAAGUCUCUCUUCAAGGCGCGGGCCGCAUUGCUAUCGCAGAAGUUUGGGAAGCAGCGUGUUGAAUUGACUUGUUCGUUUCCUUUUUUUGGGCUCGCCAUUGUCUUGUUUCACGUUUGGCGCAUUGCUGUUUUUCGCAGGACACGUAGGGAGCAUAGGGCCCUGAGCAAAUUGAUGCAAGCGCGCUUAAGUUCAGGGGCCAAAGAGAAGCCGCAAGUACAACAAAGACGCAUCAGUGCAAGCGCCAAGGCCCGGCUCGAGGCUGGCGCAUGGCGCGCCCCCUUUGACCUUGACUCGCUGGCAUCCCAGCCGCCCAGGGAGUGAGCUUAGCUUUGCUGGGAACCACGAGUAAAAGUAGCAUUACCCGGGCGCGUGUUUGCCGUCUGUUUAGACUUGCCAUUUCGACGUUCCUGGCAAGUCUUGGUCUGCUUAGAUUUGCGACAAGUGUGGGGUGGGGGAACGGAGCGACACCGCAGGGAACUUGUCCAAAGCAAUAUUUUGCAUGGGGAUGCACAGAGUCGCCGGAAUGCCGUGCCUGGCAGCUUGACGCUUUCAAUCGCUUCUCCAACGCCAAUCAGCUGUCGCAGGUUGAGAACACCAUGUUGGACUUGCGUGAUGCAGCAAGCUGCCUUUGCCCCAUGGCAUCGGAGGAAGUGCUCGCAGGCCGACAGUGCCUGUGGGCUUCUAGUCCAAGACCUCGAGCUGCAAUCCCACAGGCGCCUGGAGAAGUUUCUUUGGCGUGGAAUGCCAUGGUUGCGAGAAGGGUUUCCAAAUGUUUCCAGCAAAAGGAGGCUAGGUAGCCCAGCCGCGUGCCAUGGGAAAACCACUAUGAUAUCGGGGGCCUCUCGUAUCGUGCGUUGUUCACAGACCCUCUUGAGAAGAUGGUAUUUGCACGAGUCCUUGCGCAGUUUGCACUUGGGAGUGUUGCCGCAGCUCUUCCACGGAAGAUUUGGCCUCCAUUGAGCAGCACCAUCAUGCUGGUCAGCGGACUGUCCUAAUCUGGUGGACGCCAUGCGCUUCAACUGUUCAUUGGAUUCUUUUGUUGACUUGAAUGUGGCAUGCGCCCGGCCGUGCCAGCGCUGGCUUGCCUCGCAUUCCCAAUUGACCAGCGUUUCUUUGCCUGCAAGCUAAAGUAGUAGGGAGAGGAGCAUUAUUCUUGAAGAUGUGUACCGCACCACACGCCCAAGCAUGCGGAAAGCUUUGUGGAAGGGUCUUCUUUCGCGGAAGGUUUUGCGGAACUCGCUGAUGCGAGUUUGGCCGCUGGUUAUAUUUGUCCCCAAUGCGGGCUCCGGACUUGGAGCCUUGUGGCUUAUGAACUGUUUCAAUUUGUGUCGGUGGAGAACCACGCGGAAACGAUUGCAGAAGUAGAGAGGUGUUGCUUACGGGAAGAGCGGUUGCCAGCAGCAAGCCAAGAGGACCAAAACAUUUGCAGGCAGUAGCCCAAUGGAGCCCAGCCGAUACGGCGUGCUUGGGCAAUCUCUGCUGGAUGGUUCAGAUUCAGACGUUGCGUUGCAUCCUGUUCUGCAGGCCUGCUGCUUUCGCUUCGACAAGCCCUGGCUUUCACUGGCAGGCGCUCAGGCGGAACAUUACUUUCCUUGCUUAAACAUCUUAAACUGACUUUCCUUUUCCUUUCUGCACCAAUACUGAAGCAAAUCUUGUAAAACAUGCGCCGCGGAAGGUUUGCGGAAGCAACCGAUGAAAGGCAUGUGCCGCGGAAGUCCGCGGAAGGGACCUCUUGGCAAGCAAGGAUGUGCCUUCCGAGGUUUGUGCAGAGCAGGCCGCAAAGCAGAGGCCUCCUGUCGCAGCGUUCCCUCUGGAACGAGCCGAAGCCCGUCGUGGCAGCUUUGACCAUUCCAACGCCAGAUAUGUGUGGAUCGGGCCAGAAGCGAAGACCUCACAUCCAUCCAUUGAAGCAGCGCUUUUCGAGCCGACAUGCUCAGUAGCUCUUUUGGCUCAAGCCGAGUCAAUAUUUUGUUGCUGAUGGAGGAGAAGGAAGACCAGGGCCAUUUGUAUGGCUAUGGCGACCCAUCGGCGAAGCGCUCCAAGUUGCAGGAGAUCGUCGAACAGCGGGAGAAGGAUGUGGCACUCGCCAAAAGUCAGAAGGCUGGCGAAGACCUGCGGAAAGAAGUCUUGAAGUUCAAAGCCGAGUUUGGAGCUCCGCAAUCUCUGGUGGACUGCAUCAGCGAAGCGGAGAAGACGCCGUGGAAGCUGGCCCUGGCCGCGGAGUUCAAGCGCGCUUCGCCCUCCAAGGGCGACAUCUCGCCCGACUUAGAUGCCGCCGAGCAGGCCUUGCAGUACUCCAAAGUGGGAGCCAGCAUCCUCUCAGUGCUGACCGAGCCCAAAUGGUUCAAAGGCUCACUGGAAGACUUGCGCAACGUCCGCAUCAGGACCCAGGAGUGGGCGCAAAAGGAAGGUCGCCGGAGGCCAGCCUGCCUGCGCAAGGAUUUCCUGGUGGACGAAUACCAGGUGGAUGAAGCGUUGGCACACGGCGCCGACACAGUGUUGCUGAUGGUUUCCGUCCUGUCAAAGUCCAGGCUUCAAGCCUUGGUCAAGUACUGCAGGGACAACAGCAUCGAACCCCUAGUGGAAGUGGUGACGACUCAAGAGUUGGAGGUUGCUCUUAGCGUGGGCGCCAGUGUGAUUGGCGUCAACAACCGCAACUUGCAUACUCUGGUCUUGGACAAGAACAGAACUGCUGCCAUUGCGGAGGAGCUCCAGGGCCGCGUGGCCUUCGGGGCCGCGGAGCGCACGAAGCUCCUGGCGCUGAGCGGCCUGGCCACCGCGGAGGACGUGGCGCAGUGCCGCGCCAUAGGCUGCAGCGGCGUGUUGGUGGGAGAGGCGCUGAUGCGCGCCGUGGACCCAGGUGCUGCCAUCCUGUCGAUGAUGGCAGCACCGGCUUCGGAGGCCCUGCCCGUUGCCCCGGGCGCGGUGCUGGUGAAGGUCUGCGGCGUGGUGCGGCAGGAGGACGCCUCCUGCGCCAUCGGGGCCGGCGCCAACCUCGUGGGCGUCAUCUUCGCCAAGUCCAAGCGCCAGGCCUCUCUGGACCAGGCCACGGCCGUGGUGCAGGAGGUGCGCCGCUUCGGGGAGCGGGGCGAGCGGCUGCUGCGGGUGCCGGAGAAAAGCCUCUGCGCCAGGUCCGGCGCAUUGCGGAGGGCGUGCCAAAGAGGUCCCUUGGUGGUGGGCGUGUUCAUGGAUCAGAGUGUGGAGGAGGUGGCCGAAAGGGCCGCGGCAGCCGGGGUGGACGCCGUGCAGCUGCACGGCGGGGAGGACGUCGCCUUUGUGAAGGAACUGCAGAAGCGGCUGCCCGACACGUGGCUCAUCAAGGUGACACAUUUACCACCGGGAGAAGCGUCAGGCGAGCUGAAAGAGCUGAAAGAGAGUCUGCUCUCCUACGGCGAGGUCUGUGAUGCUCUCCUGCUUGAUACUGCGGUGAAAGGAAGCCAUUCAGGUGGCACCGGCGUGGCUUUUGACUGGAAGGUCGCUCAGAGAUGUCAGGAGGAGUGGGGCGUUCCGGUGAUCGUUGCUGGCGGGCUGACAGAUUCGAACGUGGCGGAGCUUGUCGCGGGAGUGAACCCAUUCGGCGUGGAUGUGGCCAGCGGUGUCGAAGAUUCUCCUGGCAUCAAGAAUGCUGAGAAGACACCGCGGUAUGUGCGGGAGGCGAAGCGGGCUCGGCUUUCGUCUUGAAGCUUCUUGAGCGAACAGGAAGCAUGCCAAAGAGAGCAGCUGACGCAAAGACUAUGGAUUUGCUCUUGAAAAGCGUCAGCUCUGGGCAUGGCAGCAAUCUUGCUGGCUCAGCAAGGUGGAAGGACAUGCUCCAAUUGCUUGUGCACGGGGCGUUCCCUGAGAUGGGGCGAUU
Effrenium voratum is the source of this 4767-nucleotide messenger RNA. The record is from the annotation of a GenBank genome assembly. NCBI's taxonomy places the organism in Eukaryota, Dinophyceae, Suessiales, Symbiodiniaceae.